Messenger RNA from Mixia osmundae IAM 14324, 1162 nucleotides. RefSeq lists its product as uncharacterized. The coding region runs from base 437 to 1162 and encodes 241 amino acids. The record is from RefSeq and is a predicted model, not a curated record. NCBI's taxonomy places the organism in Eukaryota, Fungi, Basidiomycota, Mixiomycetes, Mixiales, Mixiaceae. Gene Ontology annotation, cellular component: mitochondrial inner membrane. Gene Ontology annotation, biological process: mitochondrial respiratory chain complex IV assembly. The transcript has 5 exons.
CUGGGACGCUCUUUGAGCAGUUGACGUCCGGAUGGCGAUUCGAGCAUUUGCAGUCUCAGUCGCUCGAGAAAGGGACCCCCCGUCGUUUCCGACAGGACUGCGAUCAUGUCUGGGCUCGCGGGUCAGUCAGCGCAGGCCUUGACUACUGCGUCAGCUCGACUUGCCGCCUCUAUGCGGGUUGUUGAGAGACGCGAGCGCCGAGCCGACUGCGAGCAAGCCAUUCUCGAAGAGAUUGAGAGGCACAUGGCCGGCAUAGGCUACUGAAGCUCUGUGCCGACGCUGAGCGGCCAGACUUGGCCUCGCUGUCCGCACGCCAGCCUGCAUCUUGCGGUGUCGCAGUGAGGGUGAUCGAGAGCAAAGCGCGACGUACGUCACUCGCCAGCAAGCAAGCAAGGCAGAUUGGCUCUUUGCUGGGGCCAUCGCUGCACUUGACAAGAUGAAGAUCCUGUCCAAGGAGCAGGAAGAUGCUCACUACAAUGCCGUGCGAGGAGGCCUCACAAGGGGUGCCUUGGUCGGCGCAGUCCUAGCAGUCGCACUCGUUGGCGCGCAGAGAGCCAAGCUACGGGUGGCCACAGAACUCACGAUCCCACUCAAGGCCUUCCUCAUCUCUGCGGGCACCACGGCAGGCGUCGUGCUCGGUGGCGAUUCUGCAUCUCGUCAGUUCGACGUCCGGUCACGGGAAAAGACUGGACAAGGGCAGAGCGAAUCCAAUCUCGAGCGCAAGCUCGGUAUAGACCAAAGAGUCACGACGCUCAGCGAGGACGCGGACCGGACGACACGACUGACUGCAUGGGGCAAAGAGCAUCGAUAUGGCAUCAUCUUUGGCUCUUGGGGUCUGUCGAUGAUUGGCUCAUUCGCCUAUGUCGCCUCGCAGCCUAUGACGACUGCGCAAAAGAUUGUGCAAGCGCGAAUGGUCGCACAAGGCCUGACGCUGGCCGUCUUGAUCGCCUCGGCUGGUCUGGCCGCCAUGCCCAACGAGGAUGGCGAAAGCGAGGAUGACAUCAAGCGACGAGAGCGAGAGAACAGCAUGUACCGCUUCAAGGCAGACUCGCCUCACGAGAAACACCUGCGCGAGGAACGGGAGAAGAAAGAGAGACACGACAAGGAAGCGGCUGCCGAGGAGAGCAAGAGCAAGACCAAGCAGACCGACGUGAAACAGUAG